Molecule: messenger RNA, 942 nt
Organism: Onthophagus taurus
Lineage: Eukaryota; Metazoa; Arthropoda; Insecta; Coleoptera; Scarabaeidae
Product: Caseinolytic protease proteolytic subunit
Biological process (GO): protein quality control for misfolded or incompletely synthesized proteins
Cellular component (GO): endopeptidase Clp complex
Molecular function (GO): ATPase binding; ATP-dependent peptidase activity; serine-type endopeptidase activity
Source: RefSeq, a predicted model, not a curated record
UGUCUUUAUUUUGACAUUCACCAUCUCAAUUUAAAUUUUUUAUAAAAAAAAAUUAUCAAAUGCCCACAAUUUCUUUUUUAAAAACUAUAAAAGUCAUUUAACAUUAACCAUCUACGUUAAUACACGGUUAAUUUCAAAAUAAAUAUGUUAAUCCCGCGUUUAGUGAACCUAACCUCAAAAGUUUUUUCGAAGAAUUCGACAAGAUGCCUCAAUUAUAUUCCGAUGGUGAUAGAACAAACCGGGCGAGGGGAAAGAGCGUACGAUAUCUAUUCUAGGUUAUUAAAAGAACGAAUAGUGUGUUUAAUGGGACCUGUAACGGAUAGUCUAAGUUCUGUCAUUAUAGCACAGUUACUUUUUUUACAAUCCGAAUCUAGUUUGAAACCUAUUCAUAUGUAUAUCAAUUCCCCAGGGGGUUCUGUAACAGCUGGACUUGCAAUUUACGAUACUAUGCAAUAUAUACAACCCCCAGUUGCUACUUGGUGCGUUGGACAAGCUGCGAGUAUGGGUUCGUUGUUGUUAGCCGCUGGAGCUCCUGGAAUGAGAUAUUCAUUACCAAAUUCAAGAAUAAUGAUUCAUCAACCUUCAGGUGGAUAUACAGGACAAGCGACCGACAUUCAAAUUCAUGCCGAAGAAAUUUUAAAAUUAAAAAAGCAAAUUAAUCAGUUGUAUGUGAAGCAUACCGGCAAAGGUUUAGAAUACGUUGAAAGCAAUAUGGAGAGGGAUAAAUUUUUAAGUCCUGGCGAUGCUUUGGAAUUUGGUAUUAUCGAUAAAGUUUUAACUACUACCCCAAAGAAAGAUCGCAAAAGUAACACUAAUACCUUAAAAAGUACACCGAGUCCAACUAUCAUACAAAGUACUAAUAGUGGUGAUGCCGAUGUUAAACCUGAAUUGAGUUAAAUGAAAUAAUUAAGUGGACGUUAUUUAAAUAAAUAAUUUUUUUUU